This is a messenger RNA of Thamnophis elegans (Western terrestrial garter snake), 1982 nucleotides long. RefSeq names its product chaperonin containing TCP1 subunit 5 (gene CCT5). The coding region runs from base 139 to 1764 and encodes 541 amino acids. Gene Ontology annotation, molecular function: ATP hydrolysis activity; ATP-dependent protein folding chaperone; ATP binding. NCBI's taxonomy places the organism in Eukaryota, Metazoa, Chordata, Lepidosauria, Squamata, Natricidae. The record is from RefSeq and is a predicted model, not a curated record. Gene Ontology annotation, biological process: protein folding. Gene Ontology annotation, cellular component: chaperonin-containing T-complex. The transcript has 11 exons.
CAUGCGUUUCUUUUGUCCGCGAGUGGAUCCCGCGAGAAGAGCUGGCGUCAGGCGGGGCGGGGCCGCGUGGUUCUCUUUUCUUUCUGUGCCGUUAAUUGUGGCCUCGUGCGCCUUCCUUCGGGAGGAUCGACCGCCGUCAUGUCGGCCAUGGGGACGUUAGCGUUUGACGAAUACGGGCGGCCGUUCCUCAUCCUCAAGGACCAGGACCGGAAGACCCGCUCUACGGGCUUGGAGGCCCUCAAGUCCAAUAUAAUGGCAGCCAAGGCAGUAGCCAAUACACUUAGAACAUCACUUGGCCCCAAUGGUCUUGAUAAGAUGAUGGUUGACAAAGAUGGUGAAGUAACAGUAACAAAUGAUGGAGCUACUAUUUUGAAUAUGAUGGAUGUUGAUCAUCAGAUUGCUAAACUUAUGGUUGAAUUGGCAAAAUCACAAGAUGAUGAGAUUGGGGAUGGAACCACAGGUGUCGUUGUUCUGGCAGGUGCGCUAUUGGAACAGGCAGAGCACUUGCUAGAUCGUGGUAUUCAUCCAAUCCGAAUUGCAGACGGUUAUGAACAAGCUGCUCGUAUUGCUAUUGACCAUUUAGAUAAGAUUAGCGACAGUUUUCCUGUUGAUCUUGAGAACACCGAGCCUCUUAUUCAGACAGCAAAAACAACUUUAGGCUCAAAAAUAAUUAAUCGUUGCCAUAGACAAAUGGCAGAAAUAGCUGUUAAUGCAGUAUUAACAGUGGCAGAUAUGGAACGCAGAGAUGUUGAUUUUGAGCUGAUAAAGGUCCAAGGCAAAGUUGGUGGAAGAUUGGAGGACACUCAGCUGAUUAAGGGUGUUAUUGUGGAUAAAGACUUCAGCCACCCACAGAUGCCUAAAGAAGUUAAAGAUGCUAAAAUUGCAAUAUUGACCUGUCCAUUUGAACCUCCUAAACCAAAAACUAAGCAUAAGCUCGAUGUUACAUGUGUGGAAGACUUCAAGGCAUUGCAGCAGUAUGAGAAAGAAAAAUUUGAUGAGAUGGUGAAACAGAUCAAAGAUACUGGAGCAAACUUGGCUAUAUGCCAGUGGGGAUUUGAUGAUGAGGCCAAUCAUUUAUUACUCCAGAAUGAAUUGCCUGCUGUUCGUUGGGUUGGUGGCCCAGAAAUAGAAUUGAUUGCCAUUGCAACUGGAGGACGCAUUGUUCCUCGCUUCUGUGAGCUUACACCUGAAAAAUUAGGAUUUGCUGGCAUAGUCAGAGAAAUCUCAUUUGGAACAACAAAAGACAAAAUGCUUGUGAUUGAACAAUGCCAAAAUUCCAGAGCAGUGACUAUCUUUAUUAGAGGUGGAAAUAAAAUGAUAAUUGAAGAAGCCAAACGGUCUCUUCAUGAUGCAUUGUGUGUAAUCAGGAAUCUUGUUCGAGAUAACCGCAUUGUUUAUGGUGGAGGUGCUUCUGAGAUCUCUUGUGCACUGGCUGUUAGUCAAGCUGCAGAUACGUGCCCGUCACUGGAGCAGUAUGCCAUGAGAGCUUUUGCUGAUGCCUUAGAAGUCAUUCCAUUUGCACUUUCUGAGAAUAGUGGUAUGAAUCCCAUUCAAACAAUGACUGCAGUACGAGCUCGACAAGUGAAAGAAAACAACUCUGCUCUGGGUAUUGAUUGCUUACGUAAAGGAACAAAUGAUAUGAAGGAACAAAAUGUUAUAGAAACUUUAAUUGGCAAAAAGCAGCAGAUUUCUCUUGCCACUCAGAUGGUUAGAAUGAUUCUGAAGAUAGAUGAUAUUCGCAAGCCUGGUGAAACUGAAGAAUGAACAUGUAAAAGCUGAAACGUUAUAAAUUUAGUAGUCAUGUCAACAGAUCUCCUCCUCUCCCCAUAGGCUGACUUUGUUUGAUGUUACUAGAUCAAUAAAUUACUAAUGAGACUUCAACACUUCAGAAGUAUCAUUGAGCAUUUUUUUAAGUUAUGCUGUAUUUAACCUUUCAUUAUAUGGAGUUUCUGUGGAAAUGAAUAAACCACACUUAUUCAUUA